Astyanax mexicanus (Mexican tetra) is the source of this 2943-nucleotide messenger RNA. Its product is annotated as toll-like receptor 13. NCBI's taxonomy places the organism in Eukaryota, Metazoa, Chordata, Actinopteri, Characiformes, Acestrorhamphidae. Gene Ontology annotation, molecular function: transmembrane signaling receptor activity; protein binding. Gene Ontology annotation, cellular component: membrane. Gene Ontology annotation, biological process: immune response; inflammatory response; toll-like receptor signaling pathway. The record is from RefSeq and is a predicted model, not a curated record. The transcript has a single exon. Bases 1 to 2904 code for a protein of 967 amino acids.
AUGAAGUCCAAAGCUGGAGAACAUCAUCAGAAGAUUUGUACAGUUUCUUUUCUCGACUCCCUGCUCGUGCUGUUGCUCGCUGUUCCAUCAGCGCAGAGCUGGCUGGCUGGGAGGUGUAACGUGUAUGAAGACAAAAACUACUGGUUCAAAGAGGUGAGCUGCCGUGGAGAGAAGCUCAUAGCCGAAUGUUUUGGAGUCACGGACAUCAGAGAAGACUUAAAAGGUCUUCCCCCUAACCUGCUGAGCCUGUGUGUCGAUAUGGACCCUCACUUGCCAGACACUCCUUUGGACUCGGGUUUAUUUUCUCGUUUUGUCUCGUUGGAGUUUCUAAACAUUAAUGGAUGUUUCUCACAGAUCCAAGCCGGAGCUUUCCAGGGUUUGUCAAAUCUCACUGGAUUGCAGCUUUUUUCACAGUGGAGCGACAGUUCAGCUGGUUGCUGUGAAUCAGCUUUCGGAUCAUCGGUUUUCCAUCAUCUUACAGCUUUGAAAAUGCUGGACAUUGCUCUGUAUAAUUUGACGACCAUGGCUUUGGAUGCAUUCGAAGGAAUCCCUGAGCUGGAGCUGUUUCAGAUUCAUGUGUGCAUUGAAGACUGGUCAGAGGUGAUCUGCCGUCUGACACGUUUAAAUGUGGUUCACGAGUUCACUUUGAUUGCUCACCACAUAGGAAUUCUUAAACAUCCAGACUGCACCAAAUGGAAUAUAUCUACUGGAGGGAGUAGUUUUUUAUGCAACCUUAGUAAUCCAAACUUGCUCUUCAAUAAAAUAGAAAAGAUUGAGCAAGGAGCUUUGACGUAUUUCGGAGAUUUAGCGCACAUCACUUUGGAAACAUGGCCAGGUGUAUCUGUGUUAAUGUAUCUGUCUUUGUUUGGGUUCAGUAAAAUAACCAAUCUCUCAGUAAUGGGCUAUCAAAUCGAUUUAGGAGAACUGUGCCAACUCUCGGAGAGGUAUUCAGCUGAAGAAGUUGGUGUUAACUUUGAAAUUAUCAACACAUCAUCAUUAGUUGCUGUAACAGGUUGUAACAAGCUUAAAGCAGUGUAUCUUUAUUCUAUGGGCAUCAUUGAACACCGUUAUUUGUACAUGAAUGAUUUUCUGAGCUUCACAAACCUCUCCUCACUGGCUGUGAUGUCAAUUUUACUCGACCCACUCGACUUAAGGUCUAUAUGCCUUUCUUCCCCACUGUCAGUUCAACAUUUGUCUUCACUGACGAUAAACAAAAGCAAUCUCACAAAAUUAGUUAGUGAUCAAUUCACAUGUUUCUUCAGUCUCGAAACGGUAGACCUGUCCUGUGACCGAAUUUCUGAGAUUGAAGAAUUCGCCUUCAGAGGGCUUGAUCAGGUACAGAUCUUAGACCUUCAACAGAAUAUCAUCAGGCACAUUCGUAAGCACACAUUCAGCGGCUUAUUUGCUCUUACUUACCUUGAUCUUCAUGAAAACCCGAUCUCACAAAUCGAGACAAGAUCAUUUGAGCAUUUGACCAACCUUCAGCAGUUUCUGCUGGGAGACCUAAACUUCUCACCAACAGAUCCAAACAUCCGGCUUAAUUUAACCGAUGUGUUUGGAGAAAUCCCGAGUCGUCUGGGUCACCUCUUUAUUAGUUCAGGCCUGAGACCAAUGCAGUUGGCUAUUGGCACUUACGGAACACGAGGAAAACUGAACCAAAGCCUGAGCCUGCAUAUUAAUGGACAAUAUGUGAUGGUUGAGGAUUGUGAAAGCUCACUCCUGGAAUCUGUGGUCACGCUAAGAAUCAAUUCGGGACAAGUCCUCUGUGGUUCUGAAUUCAUAGGAAGUUACACAAGGCGAGUGGAAUAUCUGCAAUUCAUAUCCACAUUCCCAGAAGAUGUUGGGGACAUCAAAGCGAUCAACCAGCUGGUUCAUCUUAGGAAACUGAGUUUGGAAAACAUAGACUUGUCCAAGCAGCCGUAUGCCGCUGUUAUGUUACACAAUCUGAGCAAACUGGAGAGUCUUGCCUUGACAAACUGUAGGAUUGACUUUCUUGACGGGAGUCUAACUAAAGACUUGAAGUCCCUGAAACUUAUGGUCUUGUCUUUAAAAGACACGGUUAAGAUAUUUUCCAACUUUGCUGAGAAUCUAUCUAGCUUGAAAUAUCUCUAUUUUUCUCAUUUACGACUCCAUUGCAAUUGUGAUAAUGCGUGGCUCAUCUCUUGGGCUCAGAACAGCAAACUGGUGGAGGUGCACAUGCGUGAUCCGUCCAUUAAAGAAAUGGAAUGCCUGGCGAAAAACGGAAUCGACCAUCACAAAUUUGUUCAAUACACCAAAGAGGAUUGUUCCUUUGAGGCACAGUUUGUGCUGUUUGCCUCCACCUCCUUGUCUGUGGUGAUGUUCAUGCUUGCAGUGGUUUUCCACCGAUUGGCAGGACCCUACGUUCUGCCACUUUAUUACAUCGUCCAUGGAUGGUUUCAGGAGGCUUUGAGGAAAGACAGUAAACGUCGUUAUCGUUAUGAUGCUUUUGUCUCCUACAGUGGCCAGGAUGAACAGUGGGUUGUGGAGAAACUCCUGCCCAACCUAGAGAAUCGUGGGCCUCCAUUUCUGCGCCUGUGUCUGCACACUAGAGACUUCCAGCUGGGACAGGACAUUGUGGAGAACAUCACUGACAGCCUUUACAGCAGCCAUCGCACUCUUUGUCUGGUCAGUCGAAAUUACCUUCGCAGCAACUGGUGUUCUCUGGAGCUGCAGCUGGCCACUUGCCGGCUACAGGUGGAACACAGGGAUAUUCUUAUCCUGGUGUUUUUGGAGAAGAUACCUUCAAAAAUGUUGUCUGCCCACCACCGACUGGCCAGGCUUGUGAAGACCAGGACCUAUCUGGCCUGGCCUCAGAAAGCUGAACUGCAGGACGAGUUCUGGGAAAGGAUGUGGAAUAAACUGAAGCCUAAAACAGGCAACUAGAAACGUGAGAAUGGACAUCCCUGCAAAGGUUUAACUGUA